Messenger RNA from Octodon degus (degu), 3191 nucleotides. It is a transcript of the gene Astl, whose product is annotated as astacin like metalloendopeptidase. Lineage: Eukaryota; Metazoa; Chordata; Mammalia; Rodentia; Octodontidae. Gene Ontology annotation, molecular function: metalloendopeptidase activity; zinc ion binding. Gene Ontology annotation, biological process: proteolysis. The transcript has 9 exons. The coding region runs from base 1 to 1308 and encodes 435 amino acids. The record is from RefSeq and is a predicted model, not a curated record.
AUGGGGAGCAUGGGAAGCCUUUGGCCCUGGCUGCUGGUUCUGCUCUCCUUGCCAGGUGUGAUCCUCGGAGUGGACCCAGCCACCCAGUGUGCUGAAGCCCGCAGUGCCAGCUUCUCAGAAGACCUCACCCCUUGGGGGACUCAGGAGUCCUGGGACAAGGACAUCCCUGCUAUUAACCAAGGGCUCAUCCCAGAGGAAACCCCAGAUGGCAGUUUUCUUGUGGAAGGGGACAUCAUUCGGCCAAGUCCCUUCCAGCUAUUGGCGGUAACCAACAAUAAGUGGCCUAAAAGUGCUAGUGGUGUCGUGGAGGUCCCCUUCCUGCUGUCCAGCAAGUAUGAUGGUCCCAGCCGCAAGGUCAUCCUGGAAGCAUUUGCCGAGUUUGAGCAUUUCACGUGCAUCCGCUUUGUCGCCUAUCAGGGCCAGAAAGACUUCAUCUCCAUCAUCCCCAUGGCCGGGUGCUUCUCUGGUGUGGGCCGUAGUGGAGGGAUGCAGGUGGUGUCCCUGGCACCUGCCUGUCUCCGCAGGGGCCGGGGCAUUGUCCUGCAUGAGCUCAUGCACGUGCUUGGUUUCUGGCAUGAGCACGCACGUGCCGACAGAGACCGUUACAUCCGUGUCAACUGGCAUGAGAUUCUGCCGGGCUUUGAAAUCAACUUUGUCAAAUCUCGGAGCAGCAAUAUGCUCACGCCCUACGACUACCUGUCAGUGAUGCACUACGGGAGGCUUGCCUUCAGCCGGCGUGGGGAGCCCACCAUCAUCCCGCUCUGGGCCCCUAGUGUCCACAUUGGCCAGCGGUGGAACCUGAGUGCCUCGGACAUCACCCGGGUCCGCAGGCUCUACAGCUGCAGCCCAAGUGGCCCUGACUCCCAAGGGAGAGGGUUCCAGGCCCACAGCAGUGGAAGGAGCCCCACGCCUGCCUCCAGACCUUACCUCCAAAGACUCCUGGAAGCAUUGCAAGGGGAAUCCAGGAGCCCUGGGCCCAGUGAUGCUGGGGCUGGCAGCCAGCGAGUUGCUGCAGGACGUGGAGAGAUUAUCCAGCAGUGGGAGCCCCCUGCCUGGAGAAAGUUCAAUGAAGAGGUCUUGCGAAGGCCACCUCAGACCCUGGUUUCCUCCCGACGGUCAAGGCCUCGAGCAGGGGCACCGGGCAGGGCUCUGGAGCAGUCCUGGCUGGCCCAGGUGCCCAUGGAACCUCCAACCCCAUUGCCAGAAGCCAGAAAGCAGCUGCCACCUGUCCAGGCUGCUGUGGAGAGCCCAGAUCUAUCAGGAGGCUGGGAACCUGGAAGUCGCUUCAGGCAGAUGCCCGGAGCUUGAGUUGGUAGCUUCUGUCCCCAAAGACAGAGCAUGUUCUCCUGGAGAAGCUGCGUCAUCUGAGCCUUGGCUCCUCUGGGCAGUACCUCUGUCUUUUAGUCCUGACCCAGCCAGUCUCUUAGUGGCCUGGGCUGUCCCCUGUGUCCCUUCCCUAAGUGCUCCUAGGGACAGAGGGGUCCUCUAGGUCUGUUGUGGAAGGCAGGCCUGGCUCAGCUUGCUGUUCUUUUGCCCCAGCCCUUGAGGCUGCAGAGAACGGUAAGAACAGGAGAAGCCAGAGGGAGGACCAGAUGUGCUCUCCACCUCUGGUCUCUGUUUCUGGAGCCCAGUCCUAAGGGGCCAUGGCAGGGGUGGCCCCACUUGGCCUCCUCCAGCCAAGCCCCACCCAUCCCUUUCCCAAGCUCCUAGCUGACCCUCAUGGUCUCAGGAGUGAAGCCACUCUCUGGGUGCACUGCAAUCCCCAGGGGUUACCAUUCUGGGGACCUGCAGAUCACAGGUGAGAGGGAGCCAGGGACCUCAGCUGUUAGGGGAAAGCAGAAAUAAAGUUGGGUGUGUGCUGUGUGCACCAUGCUGUGCUGACUCUCACAGGUGAGCGCUGAGGUGGCCCCUGGGGGUUGCACCUUCUUUCCAGAGGGCAGACAGAUUUCAGGGACCAUGUGGAUCUGUUUGAGGCACCAUAGCUAGGGGCAGGUCCUGAGGCCAAGGUUGGUCCCAAAGUUCCAGCCACAGUGUGGAUUUUGCCAGUUCCUGCAGGGGUCAUGUGUUGGAACUGUUGGGGACGUGGGGACACUGUCAUGGGUGGGUUAGGGGACAGUGCAGGGCAACAGAGCACACUGGCAUUGUAUCCUUAGAGUUAGAUACAGGGGAGCAGGGCCUGUGCUACUUGGGGCAGUGUGUGUCUUGUGGCCCCUGUCAUGGGACAUGCCCUGUAUAUCACAGGCUGGCUAGUGUCUUUGGUUUGGUUUCUACCCAUCUCCAUCCCUGGGCUGUGCCAGCCAAAAGUGUCUCCAGACAUUCAGUGUCCCUCGUGAGGACUACUGAGUCAGGGGGAGAAGAGGCUGAGACAGGGUGGUCUCUGAGGCAGGAGCAGAACCUGAGAGUUGGAGGGAAGGGGGUGCUCUGUUCCAUCCCUGAUCCCAUCUGCUGAGAGAAGAGGAAGGCACAGACCUAGGCCUGGCCUUGGGGCCUCCUGGGGUUUACAGAGAGUGAGAGGAGCAGGGACAGGGCAUGAGGGUUGGCAGUGGUUGCCCCAGAGGUGGAGGCAGGGACUGGGCAGCAGGGAGUGGAAUCCUGGGUGAGGUGGCUGGGCUAGCCUGCAGGGACCAGGGAGAGGACUUGACCUUGGAAGCUGUGCAGGUGGGCACAGAGGGUGGGGCUGUGGGAAAGUCACAGUGGGGGAGAGGGGCUGGGAAGUGGUGAUGGGGAACAGUUAGAGAGGGGAGGCGAACGUGCCAGGGAAGUUGGGAGGUUUGUGGUAGUGGACUUAAAGCAAAGCCAGUGGGUGCAGUGAGGGGGAAAAGGCAGCUAGGUCAAAGGAACAGGGUGUGGGGCAAGAUUCAGGUCUGCCAGGCUGGGGUUCCAUUAGGGUCCCUGUGGGACCGAGGGAUAGUAUGGCAGAGUCGGUGAGUGGGAGCUAGGCUGCAGAAGGUAGUGUGGAGAUGAGGCUCCCAGGGGCUGCAGGCCGUAAAGCAGAGUGCAGUCCAUCGGUUCAGUCCUGGGGGUACCCCCCACCAGCAGGUAGGGCAGGGACCUGCUGGGACUCCCCCACCCAAGACCCCUCUGCCACUUUCUCACCUUGACCUGGGGAAUGAGGACCACAGGUCUUUCGGCUGCAUUAUCCCAUUUCUUGUCAGAUCUGGAAGCCAGGUGGGGACAAUGGCCCCGCCUUU